Messenger RNA from Dunckerocampus dactyliophorus (ringed pipefish), 2112 nucleotides. RefSeq names its product SET domain containing 7, histone lysine methyltransferase (gene setd7). Gene Ontology annotation, molecular function: protein binding; histone H3K4 monomethyltransferase activity. The coding region runs from base 277 to 1401 and encodes 374 amino acids. Gene Ontology annotation, biological process: regulation of DNA-templated transcription. The transcript has 8 exons. The record is from RefSeq and is a predicted model, not a curated record. Lineage: Eukaryota; Metazoa; Chordata; Actinopteri; Syngnathiformes; Syngnathidae. Gene Ontology annotation, cellular component: chromosome.
CCGGCUUGUCCCGAAUAUAAUGAUUGUCUGACAUGUUACCUGUUUGCCGUUUUUAAUAUAGCUGGCGGUAGCAAAGGUGCGUAAAACAGGGAGUGAAUGAGUCAAGGAGCCGUGUACCUGUGAGUCCCGAUUCAGUUUUGCAAAAAUCCCCGGUUUUGAACGACUCGUUCAAUACUCGCACAUCUCCACUCAGCUGUCAAUCAUACGAUUUGUAUGUCGUGGUGACCCUCCACGCGUGUUAGGAAAAGUGUGCAAUCUUUGGACGCCUCCUUCGGGAUGGACAGCGAGGAUGAGGACGUGGAGGAGGUCGUGAAAGGUCCACUGGAUGAUGACGGCCAACCUCAUGGACUAUGCACCGUGACCUACUCAUCCAGUGAUCGCUUUGAAGGACACUUUACACACGGAGAGAAGAACGGGAAGGGCAAAUUCUUUUUCUUUGAUGGAAGUACCUUGGAGGGCUUCUACGUGGAUGAUGCUCUUCAGGGCCAGGGCGUGUAUACAUACGAAGAUGGAGGGAUCAUGCAUGGCACAUAUGUGGACGGUGAACUCAACGGGCCGGCUCAGGAGGUGGAUGGAGAAGGUCGUCUGGUCUUCAAGGGCCAGUACAAAGACAACACUCGCUAUGGGGAAUGCUGGGUGUACUACCCUGAUGGGGGCUGUAUGUUCGGAAAGGUGAACGAAGACGGGGAGAUGACCGGAGAUUCAUUAGCAUACGUCUACCCUGAUGGACGCACAGCCCUUUAUGGAAGUUUUGUGGACGGAGAACUCAUCCAAGCUCUGCUGGCCACCCUGACUGUUGGCGAGAGUGGAAGGCCAUCUUUUGAGGUCACGCCCAGUAGUGCAGUGUACACACAUGACAAGUCCACGUCCACCUGUAUCGCUACCCAUGCUUUGCUUCCUGACCCUUAUGAAAACCAGAGGGUUUUUGUGGCAGACUCCAUGAUCGAAGGUGCUGGACAGGGUCUGUUUGCCAAGACGGAUGCUGAAAGAGCCACUGUGAUGGCUUUUUACAAUGGAGUAAGAAUCACACACUCAGAGGUGGACAAGAGAGACUGGUCUUUGAACGGCAACACAAUCUCACUGGACGAGGAUACCGUGAUCGAUGUACCGCAGCCGUUUGACCAGACAGAGAGAUACUGUGCCUCUCUGGGUCACAAGGCGAACCACUCCUUCACCCCCAACUGCAAAUAUGACGUGUGUGUUCACCCUCGUUUUGGGUCGAUCAAGUGCAUUCGAACAUUAAGAGCUGUGCAGAAGGAUGAGGAGCUGACGGUUGCCUAUGGUUACGACCAUGCAGUGACUGGAAAGAACGGCCCGGAGGCCCCCGACUGGUACAAGCAGGAGCUCUUUCUGUUCCAGCAGAGACAGUCUGAAGAUGCAGUUAGUCAUUUUGGACAGUAAAACUACUAUCGGACUCACUUUAUAGAAAAGGUCAGUAUGAUGUUUGGCGCUAUCAGGCCUUUCAGUUGAAACAAUACAAGAUCUUAAUGCAAGAUUGAAAUGCUGAAUUUUGACCCACAAGUGCCAAAUUAUUCUCUCUGCUAACAAUGGACAAUCUAGGUAACCAAUUUAUUGUUUUUUUAGGACUUGUGAAGGCGAAAGAAAUUAUUUAACAAAGCUCUAGAACCAGUUUGUUCUGUGCCACAAAAUAAAAAAAAUUAAAUCCUCAUGCCAUCAGUUCAAAAUUGGGUUUUUGUCUUUGAGAUACUUUAAAUAAAGCAAACUAUUCUCAGCAUGCAAUAUAGGCAUCUACCCGUGCAUCUUUUUAUUACCGAAAACCAGGAUACUCGUCCGAGUGUCUUGUCCAGCCAUGCAGCCCCAUUUUAUAUAUUAAUGAAAAUCUGUAUUUUUUUAUUUAAUAUACAUGUUUACACUAAAACCUAUUAUACAAUGACAUUUAGGAUUUGUUAGCUUCUGAUAUUCAUGUGAACAUGUCAAAAAUGUACUGAAGUUAUCCAACAGCUGCACAGCUUUUACUUUCUGGGGAAAAGAAAAAAAAAACAGGAUAUGUCCUGGGAAAACAGAACAUUAUGUCACCCUGACUUGUAAAGCAACAUACAGCAUGUACCGAUGCUAAGACGUUAUGUGUAUUUCAAGAAAAAACUCUUUAUC